This is a messenger RNA of Aspergillus mulundensis, 1518 nucleotides long. Its product is annotated as pyridoxal phosphate-dependent decarboxylase family protein. The transcript has a single exon. Gene Ontology annotation, molecular function: carbon-carbon lyase activity; pyridoxal phosphate binding. Gene Ontology annotation, biological process: carboxylic acid metabolic process. The coding region runs from base 1 to 1518 and encodes 505 amino acids. NCBI's taxonomy places the organism in Eukaryota, Fungi, Ascomycota, Eurotiomycetes, Eurotiales, Aspergillaceae. The record is from RefSeq and is a predicted model, not a curated record.
AUGAACGUUGAUAUCAAGGCCAGCGCCAGAGAGCAUGGCCAGCUCCAGCGAGAGCUCUGGGAGAUCGCCCAAAGUGAAAAGGCGACAGUACUGCCUGAUGCUUCAAGCCUAGCAAAAGCACGAGCGUCUCUCCCUCAAUCACUUGCUGACGACGGGAUCGGAUAUGAGUCUACAAGACGCCAUAUCCUCGACGACCUUGUGCCCGCUUUCAACAUGAGCAGCAUUAGCCCACGCUACUACGGAUUUGUUACUGGCGGCGUCACGCCCGCUGCCCUAUUUGCGGAUGGAAUCGUGUCUGCCUACGAUCAGAAUGUUCAAGUCCAUCUUCCUCAGCACACUGUGGCAACGGACGUCGAGCACACAGCCUUAGGUCUUCUCGUUGAUCUGCUUCGCUUACCUCGCGACUGGCACAAUGGCACUUUCAGUACCGGGGCAACUGCGAGCAACGUCCUAGGGUUGGCGUGUGGAAGGGAAUAUGUCAUACGCGCGGCUAUGCGCAGAAUAGGAAUGACCGAGGUCCAGAGCGUUGGAGAGAUCGGGCUGUUCAAUGCUAUGCACACGGCAGGGCUCUCAGGGCUACAAAUCCUCACAACAAUGCCGCAUUCAUCUCUUCUCAAGGCGGCAGGGGUCUUGGGUAUCGGUCGCUUCAAUGUUGCAUAUGUCGCUAAGGAUGACGAUUACCUUCAAUUCGAUAUGACCAAGCUGGAAUCCAAGCUACGCGACCCAUACAAGGCUACCAUUGUCGCUGUGUCCUGUGGUGAAGUCAACACUGGACACUUCGCCACCGGCGGGCUGGAUGAAAUGCAGCAGCUGCGCCAGCUCUGUGACAAGUAUGGCGCCUGGCUGCAUGUGGAUGGUGCAUUUGGGAUAUUUGGCCGCGUCCUCCCAGACAGCCCUGAAUACGCUGUCGUCAGAAAAGGGUGCGAAGGAAUUGAACUAGCAGACUCCAUAGCGGGAGAUGGCCACAAGAUGCUCAACGUGCCAUACGAUUGUGGCUUCUUUCUUUGCCGGCACAAAGGCGAAGCCAACUAUGUUUUCAAAAACCCCAACGCGGCCUACCUGACUGGCAGUUCUAGCGACGCGGAUAUGAUACCCUCUCCCUUGAACAUUGGCCUGGAGAACUCCCGGCGAUUCCGCGCUUUACCUGUCUACGCUAGUCUUCUGGCAUACGGAAGUAAGGGGUAUCAGGCGAUAGUCGAGGAGCAGGUCCGGUUAGCCAGGAAAAUUGCCGAGUGGCUAUACGAUCACCCCGAGUACAACGUGCUGCCGGAAGCCGGAAGCAAGCAAGAGCUACUUGAGAAGACAUAUAUGGUCGUUUUGCUUAGUGCCAAGGACGAUAAGUUGAACAAUCAGCUUGCGGCGAAGAUUGAUGAGACUCGCAAGAUCUACGUCUCUGGCUCCUCCUGGCAGAAUAGACCGGCUUGUCGAAUCGCCAUUUCGAACUGGAGAGUUCAGGCUGAUAGGGACUUUGCUGUUGUGAAGGAAGUUCUAGAUAGUGUUGCUGAGAACGGGGUUUAA